Striga asiatica is the source of this 1591-nucleotide messenger RNA. NCBI's taxonomy places the organism in Eukaryota, Viridiplantae, Streptophyta, Magnoliopsida, Lamiales, Orobanchaceae. The record is from the annotation of a GenBank genome assembly.
CACUCUCCCAAACAGACUGCAGCCACUCAGCAAAUUCUGGCCGGCAUAUUUUCGUUCCCUCAUGAGGAUGAGAGCGUUUAGAUUCUCCAUCUCGCCGCCACAGCUGAAACACCAUCGUGGCCGCUUCUCCGCCGCAUCCACUGGCAGCUACCCUCCACUCCUCAACCACCGUUACUGGUCCGGCCUCCCCUGCUGGAGGCGCAGCCCAAUCAACAAGGACCGCUACUGGGGCCCAAAUGGUCCAAUUCAGGAGCCCAGCGAAGUACAAGUCAUCCCAGCUGAUAUUGGCUCUUGCUCUUCAUUAGCAGAAAUGGGUAGUGUUGUUAUCUCCACUGCUGAUCCUCUCGCGAAAGCUAAGCUCUCGCACUUGGCCUAUUCGAAAUGGCGCCAAGAGGGUCUGCCUGUUGGAGUUUCUGAUGCUCCUUCUAGUCCCGCUCGCCCCCCCAAACCCCAAUUGGUUUCCCCUAAGGAAAUCCCAUCCCCAAAGAAUUCCGGCUUGCCUCUAAAUGCCUACAUGCUUCAUAAUCUGGCCCACGUGGAGCUUAAUGCAAUUGAUCUAGCCUGGGAUACUGUUGUUCGGUUUUCUCCAUACACUGAGCUUCUUGGCGAAGGGUUCUUUGCUGAUUUUGCUCAUGUAGCUGAUGAUGAAAGUCGCCAUUUUACUUGGUGUUCACAGAGACUCGGGGAGCUUGGGUUCAGAUAUGGUGAUAUGCCAGCUCAUAGUUUUCUAUGGAGGGAGUGUGAGAAGUCAUCAGGCAAUGUUUCUGCCCGGCUUGCUGUCAUACCAUUGGUUCAGGAGGCUAGAGGACUGGAUGCAGGACCUCGGUUGGUCAACAAGUUGAUCGGCUUUGGAGAUCAAAGGACAUCAAACAUUGUAGCUAAGAUAGCUGAUGAAGAAGUAGCACAUGUGGCGGUUGGUGUUUACUGGUUUGUAUUUGUUUGCCAGAAAAUGGGUCGCAAGCCUGAUUCUACAUUCGGAGGCAAUUUAUUUCCCCAUUUUUCAUGUUGUGAACAAGUUCGCAAUAGCUUUCUGUUACAUAUACUGAAAGAGUAUAAAGUGGAGCUAAAAGGUCCUUUCAACUAUUCCGCUCGAGAGGAAGCUGGUAUUCCACGGGAAUGGUAUGAUAGUUCCACGUCCACAGUUAGGCAAGAAAACAAGCUUUCUGAGACUUGCAUGCAUUGUUUCUAUGGAACAAGAAAAUUCAAGUAUGGGAAAGUCUACCUAAAUGAUUGUUAUGCAGUUGAAAUGCAUUGCUAUGAGGAGGAUCUAUGUUAUAGCCAAUAUUUACAUCCAAGACUUCUGCAGCUGAUUGAGAGCAAUCAACUCAGCGAGGCUCCACAAAUGGGGGUGCAGGAGAUACCUUUGAAAGGAAUUCAGUACACAUGGGCAAAUAAUAGAGCAGGUGAGGGCUAUGUGGAAGAAGUCCAUGACAGGAUGUUUGUCUCAUACAACUGGUUGGUGAGGUUCCCUAAUGCUGAAGUCUUCAGGUGGUUCAGGAGUGCCUCAGACCAUUGUAUGUUGGUUAUAAACUCUGGGGGAGUUCAAAUCAGGCACAAAAGGAGAUUCAAUUUUGAUAAGAGAUGGAUCUAG